Messenger RNA from Fomitiporia mediterranea MF3/22, 1857 nucleotides. RefSeq lists its product as uncharacterized. The record is from RefSeq and is a predicted model, not a curated record. Lineage: Eukaryota; Fungi; Basidiomycota; Agaricomycetes; Hymenochaetales; Hymenochaetaceae. The transcript has 7 exons. The coding region runs from base 239 to 1846 and encodes 535 amino acids. Gene Ontology annotation, molecular function: metalloendopeptidase activity. Gene Ontology annotation, biological process: membrane protein intracellular domain proteolysis; regulation of response to endoplasmic reticulum stress. Gene Ontology annotation, cellular component: membrane; cytoplasm.
CUCCUUCUUCUGGUCCCUCUUCGUAUUUUGGGCUGUCAUCUAUGGCAUUCGCGCGUACAGAUACAAUUCGUCAUCGCAGAGUCUUCUUCCAACGGGUAGCAAGCCUCCUAGGGCAUCACUCUCAAAGGGCAAAGCGCUAGCAAUCACUCUUAGAAACUUUCACUUAGAAGUUCGAACGGGUGUGUUAAAUGCUCUGCAUGAUGGUUUAAUUGCAAGGCUCGAGAAUCCUUCGGCACGAAUGGUUAGAAGUGCUCUUAAACUAUUUUAUGACGUCGGAACUGCUUUUGGUGUUCUGGGCUUUUUGCUGGGAUUUGGUGUACUUGUAUACGCUUCAACCCAAUUUCUCUCAGUCAUCCUUUCGAAUCAUGAAGUAUCUCAGCAUAGACUAAUGAAGAGAGCUACUGAGGUCUCUGGGAUGGGCGAAACAUCCACUCUGGCUGUUAAUUUAAUCAUACCAGGCGUAACAGUUCCACAGUCCCAUAUUUGGUUCAUCCUCCUCGCUCUCUUUUCAGCACAAUGUUUACACGAAGCAGGGCAUGCAAUAGCUGGCGCGAUAGAGGGUUUACCGCUCCAAGCAGUAGGGGCCUCACUAACUGUCGUCUUACCCUCCGCAUUCGUGUCUUUCUCAUCUUCUAUGGAUUCUAUGGCGUUGGAAACCUCCAGGUUACGUGUCAUCGCUUCGGGCGCUUGGCAUAAUUUUCUACUGUGGGGAACAAUAUACCUGGCAUCCUUCAUGAACUUUUCUUCCCUUUGGAGUGCACUCGGAUAUAGGGACGCGAGUGAUUUUGGCCUUGUCGUCCUUGAAAUCGAAGAGGGAUCUCCCCUGACAUACUACCUGCAACCGGGCAAUGUUAUCGUCAGCCUCGACGACGUUGCCCUCGGAACCACAAAUACUAGUAGACAAACCUCUCCGGAAGACCUGUGGUCGCAACUUCUUCUCAGGCAUGAUCCCCUCAUCGCAGAACAAGGGUGGUGUAUUGACAGUGACACUUUUUCCGACCAACCGAUGACUUGCUGCAACUCAAGAGUCGCGAAAGGCAUUCCGGCGCAUCCGCCUGCAGCGCAGCUCUCAUGCUUUGUCCCAAUACAAGCUUUUGGGAAUGGGCAAGGACGUUGUGUUGACCCUAUUCCUAUUUUGUCUCCAAAUCCAUCUACGUCUCCUGCUGGGAGGUGCUUUUCCGCGAAAGAUUGUGACGAGCAUACUGCCGAGCAAGACGCAAUGGGGAAGCCGAAAGAAUGCGUUCGACCAGACCUGAGUGCCCAACUGCUUCGCAUUGGAGUUUCUCCUCCGAUUUGGGAAAUAGAUUUGACAUCCAAAGAGGUGAAUAAUGAGACUAGAACUGUAUUAUGGAGUGGGCCUAGGGAAGAGGUUUGGGAACAGGUGAAAGUGGGUUCAUUGUCGCCUCGUCAUCAAAUUCUUCCUCUCUGGCUUCCCAACUCUUUGUCACUAUUCUUUAGCUACUUAUCAACCCUAUCCUUCUCGCUGUACAUCUUCAACCUAUUUGCUUUACCAUUCCUGGACGGAUCACAUUUUCUCUCGGCCCUGAUCGACCUCUGCGGGUCGACACGAGCCAACGAAUCUUCCUUGCUGGAUGCCUACACAGCUGACGACCGCCCGGAAUUUUCGCACGAUAUUGAACUUGGAGUCGCGUCCGAAAACUCAGAUAACGACUUCAUCAUGCGUCGAACAGGCACACGUAUUCGAUUCUCCUCGUCUCUCGCAACUUUGAUAUCGAAGUGGAGACGACGAAUACGAAGGCGGAAGGACAGGAUUGAACGGGUUGUUAAAAGUGUUACGAUCGGAUUGAUGUGUUUUGCACUCGUUGGGAUGAUUUGGCCGAGAUAAUAUACAUUAAU